ACAACAAGUUCGGUACACAACAUGGCAAGUUCUCUCCCCUUUGGAACGGUGAUGUCUUGCCCACGACACGAAAGCGGUAGAAGUGGAGCGUCUGCCACCCCAAAGCCGCUGGCCUUCUCGAUUGACCGGAUCAUGUCCAAGACCUCGGAACCGAAAGGCAAUUUGGAUGAGCGGCGAGUGGAGUCUUCAGGGGGAAAGAAGAUGCUCGGGCUCUGCUCACCUAUACCGUGCAUGAUCCCCCUGCAACCUUUUAGCUACGACUUACAAGCCAAGGCGCUGAUGAACUACUCCGAAUUUUGGAAAGCUAAUUUCAGAGGAACACUAUGCACUUCUGCAGCGAUGUGCAAAGCCAACUGCGGGAUGUGUUGCAAAACGGACUCGGGGUUGAAGCAGUCUUUAUUACCGGGGAGCAGGGUGAUUAAACCCCAGGUCAUCCAUCAGACGGUGGCGAUGCCCACCAACGGCUCUUUUUACUAUUUCAACUACCUGGACUCUGCUUAUCACCAGUCUGAGCUGCUAACCGGACACUUGUUCUCCUCGGCCCUGGCCAACUCUCAAGCCCAGGCUUCUCUCAGUGCGCACCAGAAACUGCUAUUGCUGGAGAACGCCAAACUCGCCAGCGCUUCCGCCGAGAAGUUUCCGACACCUCAGUACCCACACAAGGAGCAUCUUCCUGGCCAGCUCGACCAGAUAGUGAAGGAGAACCAUAACCAGAGCUCGGAGAAAAAUGGAGUGAAAGCGCACAGCAAGCUCAACAACAGCUCCAUGGACGGAAAACCCAAAAACUUCACCUGCGAAGUGUGUGGAAAGGUGUUCAAUGCUCAUUAUAAUUUGACACGACACAUGCCAGUGCACACAGGCGCUAGGCCGUUCGUGUGUAAAGUUUGCGGGAAAGGAUUCCGUCAGGCCAGUACAUUGUGCAGACACAAAAUCAUUCACACACAGGAAAAGCCUCAUAAAUGCAACCAGUGUGGGAAGGCGUUCAACAGGAGUUCGACGCUGAACACUCACAUACGGAUCCAUGCCGGGUACAAACCAUUCGUCUGCGAAUUCUGUGGGAAAGGAUUUCAUCAGAAAGGAAAUUACAAGAACCACAAGCUGACGCACAGCGGAGAGAAACAGUACAAGUGUUCCAUCUGCAACAAGGCCUUCCAUCAGGUCUACAACCUAACCUUCCACAUGCACACGCACAACGACAAAAAGCCCUUCACGUGCGGAACCUGCGGGAAAGGCUUCUGCAGAAACUUUGACCUGAAAAAACACAUACGGAAGUUACAUGACAAUAAUUCAUGUAGGCCUAUAUCUGCAGCGACCGAUUCUUCCAGGGGACCCGAAAGCUGA
Molecule: messenger RNA, 1341 nt
Organism: Salvelinus namaycush (lake trout)
Lineage: Eukaryota; Metazoa; Chordata; Actinopteri; Salmoniformes; Salmonidae
Product: fez family zinc finger protein 2-like
Exons: 4
Coding region: 22-1341 (439 amino acids)
Cellular component (GO): nucleus
Source: RefSeq, a predicted model, not a curated record